Molecule: messenger RNA, 228 nt
Organism: Penicillium alfredii
Lineage: Eukaryota; Fungi; Ascomycota; Eurotiomycetes; Eurotiales; Aspergillaceae
Exons: 4
Coding region: 1-228 (75 amino acids)
Source: RefSeq, a predicted model, not a curated record
AUGUAUCGAUUUUUUAAUUACUGUAUAAAGCUGAAAUACGGUGAAGACGGAUUUCGGGGUUACUAUCGGAGAAUCACACGGACCAGGAUUACCUCUAAAGAUAGCGAAGAGAUUAAUACCAGGCCCUCCUAUACUCUUAACGGAGAUCAAGUCGGAGUAUAUAAAGAAAUUCCUCGGAACUUCAUCGCCUUCGAAAGCUAUUCGUUAAAGGCGGUCGAUAAUAGAUAG